AUGUGGUGGUGGACAAAACCGUUGCUGGCGACCACGGUAUGCAGCCUUCUUCUAUUAUUAUGGAUGCCAUCGGGUUGUGAAGCUGACGAUGAUAAUCCUGUAACUUCACGGUUUCACUGUUUGAAAAAUGGAUGUUGUGACCAUCACGAGUGGUGCAGAUUUUGGGCGUCAGUAGGAGAAUGCAAGACCAAUGCGGAUUGGAUGGUUGACAAAUGUCAGCUUGCCUGCAACACGUGCACAAGAAAGAACGUCAUCCGACCAACACCAAGACCUUCAAACCGUCCGAGAAGGCCACCACCACGUAAACUUGCAGCUCCCCCCACAGCUCCAGUUGUUACAACCACACCAGCUCGCCGAGCUCCACCACAAUCCCGUCCACCACCAGUAACUCGCCGACCAACAUUUACAGCUACCGCCAUUCCCAGGUUAGUUUCCGCUCGUUUUUUCUUGUUACACGCACACGCACGACAUCAUCAUGGCAUAUCUCUUUCAUGCUUUUCCACUGAGCAGUUGUAUGCUCAUUGUCUUUCUCUCGUGUUCGCUUCUAUUUUUUUGGCCCAAGUGUCUGCGAGAAGUACAAAUAAAAACUGGUUAGGAAACGAGAAAAAAAAGGGAAUAGAAAAUUUUAAAAGAAUGAUACCUUUCCUUUUUGGGUCCUUUCUAACGCUUAUUGUAGAGCCAGCAGCACCCACUUCACCUAUCCUUUUACAAACCGCACGUCCUCCGAUCCGGGUUGCUAGUUCAUUUGGUGGAUCGAGAGGGAGGAAAGUGACGAGAAAGUUCUUUUUCUUUUUCAAUAGUACAAGAACUAUUGCUUUGACUACUACUACUCCAAUACCUACAACUCCCUCGACGACUACCACAACCACAACUCUUCUACUACAACUACAACCACUACGACGACUCCAAUUCCAACAACAACGACUACAACUACAACUACCCCAGCUCCAACGACUACAUCUUCUACUACAACUACAACCACAACGACCACAACCCCUGCACCCCAAUUUAUUCCGUCUUUCUCUGACGGCGCUUCUGAUGACGCUUCCGGUCCUUUCCUUGCUUUUGAAGGCACCACUAAGACUUCCUGUUACACGUCGUCCGUUCAUGAAUCGCCGGCCACCUCCACCUCGUCAACGACCAAAUAUCAUCCGACCAACGAUCCGUCCAACUCCUCGUGUGUUCACAGUAACAACCCCAAUUCCAACGUUUGCGUUUGUUCCUGACAUAGCUCCAGUGACACGAUUCUUUGUUCAAAGACCAGCAGUUACAAGAAGACCUCCAGUGUUUUUCACUACCAGACGGACAUUCCCACCACCUCCACCACCAACCACGACGACUACAACAACGACGACUCAAGCACCAGCAACGACUCAUUUUACCAGGGAAUUCACACAACCACCAACUACUAGAUCCUUCAUUAACACUGCUUCGAAUGCAAGAUGUCGGGAAAUCAUCAAUGAUCCCAUCGUGGCAGCAGAGGACAUGUGGAGAGAACGUCUCUCGGUUUCUACCGAAGACAAUUCCCGUCGUCAAACAGUUGAUCUAGAUCAAGUGAUUCGUUCCAACACUGCCAAUGCAUGCACCCCUAGGCUUGAUGAAGCUGAUUGUGAAGCCAACAUGUGUUACAAUGCCCUCUACCGUACUCUUGAUGGAACUUGUAACAAUAUGAAGGGAGAACCUUUGAGAGGAGCUUCAUACCGCCCAUAUACCAGACUGCUUCCGACUAUUUAUGAUAAUGAAGUUUCCGAACCAGUUGGAUCUCUGUUCACAGAUGCUCGUCCCUCUCCUCGAGAGAUUACUCGCAAGCUCACAUCUUCUCAAGCUUCGGUCGAGUCCCCAGACUACAAUGCUCUUAUCAUGCAAUUCGGACAGUUCAUCUCUCACGAUAUGGCUAAAACCACUCUUGUUCCAUCAUCAAAGUGUAAUGUCUGUCAAAACAUCACUAGUCGUUGUAUGGCUGUCCCAAUCACUUUUGAUGAUGCCAAUGCAAACUUCCGUCAAGCUCAAUGCAUCCGUGUCUCUCGAUCCUCUCCAAUCUGUGGAUCAGGAAAUUUGAAGCCACGUCAACAACUGAAUGAGAAUACUGGAUACAUUGAUGCUUCUCCAAUCUACGGAUCCUCUGUCCAUGAUUCUAAAAAGUUUAGAGAUGGAACAUCUGGCUUCUUGAAACUUCCAAUGUUCAACGGAAAUGCUUUCCUUCCAUUCGAUCAAAACAAGUGUAGAAACCGUGCUCAAUGCUCAGUAAUCUUCACAGCAGGAGACAGUCGUGUCAAUCUGUUCGUCGGUCUUUCGGCAUGGCAUACCAUAUUCACAAAAGAGCACAACCGACUUGUCACCACAUUCAAGCGACUAAAUCCACACUGGGAUGGAGAACGUCUCUAUCAAGAAGCAAGAAAAGUAGUUGGAGCUCAAGUUCAAGCAAUCGUUUAUCGGGAGUGGCUUCCAAAAGUGCUCGGAGCAUCGUUUGCUACAGUAGUCGGAGAUUAUAGAGGAUAUGAUUCUGACGUGGAUUCAACUGUUGCAAAUGAAUUCACUUCUGCUGCAUUCCGUUUUGGACAUGGAAUGAUUCAAGAGUUCUAUCAACGACUUGACACUUCUUUCCGUAAUAUUUCAUUCGGAGCACUUGCAUUCCAAAAGGGAACACUUCAUUCGGAUGUUCUAGUCAACGAGGGAGGAGUCGAUCCAUUGAUCAGAGGAAUGUUCUCACAAAAUGUGAAGAGGCCGCAGAGAGUAACAACUACAGUAACCGAAAACAUGUUCGGAUCCACCGAUCUGUCCACAAUCAACAUUCAACGAGGAAGAGAUCAUGGACACCCAGCAUACGUCAAAUAUAGAGAGUUGUGUGGAAUGGGAUCUGCCUUCAAUUUCGAACAUUUAUCUCGAGAAAUUUUGAAUACAGGAACAAGGAACAAAUUGCAAGAAAUCUAUGGAUCAGUGGAUAAGAUUGAUUUGUGGGUGGGUGCAUUGCUGGAAGAUCCGAUCAUUAGAGGAUUGGUCGGACCAACUGUCGCCUGUAUUAUUGGUCCUCAAUUUAAGAGAACAAGAGAUGGAGACAGAUUCUACUACGAGAACCCAGGAAUCUUCUCUCGUCGUCAACUGGUGGAAAUUCGUAAGAGCUCGUUGAGCAGAAUCAUUUGUGAUAACACAAACACAAUUUCUACAAUUCCACGAGAAGCGUUCCGAGUAGGGCAUAUGGUACCAUGUAGUCAGAUUCCAUCAAUGGACCUCAAUCAGUGGCGCGACUUUUAA
Molecule: messenger RNA, 3252 nt
Organism: Caenorhabditis briggsae
Lineage: Eukaryota; Metazoa; Nematoda; Chromadorea; Rhabditida; Rhabditidae
Exons: 12
Coding region: 1-3252 (1083 amino acids)
Biological process (GO): response to oxidative stress
Molecular function (GO): peroxidase activity; heme binding
Source: RefSeq, a predicted model, not a curated record